CGCGCCGCCCCCUCCUCUCCCGGCCCGGGCGGGCGCUCGCCCCCGGCCGGGCCCGUGGACAGGGCGGCGGGGGAUGCACCCGCCGCCGCCCCCGGCCCGGCCGCCUCCGGGCCGCGCGUCCGCCGUCUGCUGCCCGCCCCGUCUGCGGCCCCGGCCCCCACGCGAGGGUCUGCGGCCGCGCGGGACCUUCUCCCCUCCAGCCUCUUCUGCCCGUGGGAGCCGAGCCCUGCAGGUCAGUGCAGGAGCCCAGUCUCUGAGCCAUGCUGGGCCCCGGGCGGCCUACAGCGAGCCCAAGCCCGGCACCCACAUAGCCAUGAACAGCCACAGCCACGUCCACAGCCAUAAUGGCUGCGGGGGGCGGCCGCUGGGCAGUGGGCCGGGUGCCCUGGGCAGAGACCCUUCAGAGCCCGAGGCCGGCCACGCCCCCCAGCCCCCACAUGGCCCGAGCCUCCAGGUGGUGGUGGCCAAGGGCGAGCCAGCCCAGCCCUCACCUGGCAGUCCCCGGGGGCAGCACCAGGACCAGGAAGAUGAGGAAGACGAUGAAGAGGAUGAGGCAGGCAGGAGGAGGGACUCAGGGAAGACCCCGAACGUCGGCCACCGCCUGGGCCACCGGCGGGCACUCUUUGAGAAGCGGAAACGCCUCAGCGACUACGCCCUCAUCUUCGGCAUGUUCGGCAUCGUUGUGAUGGUGACCGAGACGGAGCUGUCCUGGGGGGUCUACACCAAGGAGUCCCUGUACUCAUUUGCACUCAAAUGCCUCAUCAGCCUCUCUACGGUCAUCCUGCUGGGCCUGGUCGUCCUCUACCACGCCCGGGAGAUCCAGCUGUUCAUGGUGGACAACGGGGCAGACGACUGGCGCAUCGCCAUGACGUGCGAGCGCGUCUUCCUCAUCUCUCUGGAGCUCGCCGUGUGCGCCAUCCACCCGGUGCCCGGCCACUACCGCUUCACGUGGACCGCGCGGCUGGCCUUCACGUACGCGCCGUCGGCGGCCGAGGCCGACGUGGACGUGCUGCUGUCCGUGCCCAUGUUCCUGCGCCUCUACCUGCUGGGCCGCGUGAUGCUACUGCACAGCAAGAUAUUCACAGACGCUUCCAGCCGCAGCAUCGGCGCCCUCAACAAGAUCACCUUCAACACACGCUUCGUCAUGAAGACGCUCAUGACCAUCUGCCCGGGCACCGUGCUGCUCGUCUUCAGCAUCUCCUCCUGGAUCAUCGCCGCCUGGACCGUGCGAGUCUGUGAGAGGUACCACGACAAGCAGGAAGUGACCAGCAACUUUUUGGGGGCCAUGUGGCUCAUCUCCAUCACCUUCCUCUCCAUCGGCUAUGGUGACAUGGUGCCUCACACCUACUGCGGGAAGGGCGUGUGCCUGCUCACUGGCAUCAUGGGGGCGGGCUGCACAGCGCUCGUGGUGGCCGUGGUGGCCCGGAAACUGGAGCUCACCAAGGCAGAGAAACACGUGCACAACUUCAUGAUGGACACUCAGCUCACCAAGCGGGUAAAAAAUGCCGCUGCUAACGUUCUCAGGGAGACGUGGCUCAUCUACAAACACACCAGGCUGGUGAAGAAGCCAGACCACGCCCGGGUUCGGAAACACCAGCGUAAGUUCCUCCAAGCCAUCCAUCAGCUCCGGAGUGUGAAGAUUGAGCAGGGGAAGCUGAAUGACCAGGCCAACACUCUCGCCGACCUGGCCAAGACCCAGAAUGUCCUGUACGACCUCAUGUCCGAGCUGCACGCCCAGCACGAGGAGCUUGAGGCCCGCCUGGCUGCCCUUGAAAGCCGCCUGGAUGCACUGGGCACCUCCCUGCAGGCCCUGCCCGGCCUCAUCGCCCAAGCCAUACGCCCGCCCCCACCACCCCUGCCUCCCCGGCCUAGCCCCGGACCCCUGGACCAGGCAGCCCGGAGCCCCCCAUGCCAGUGGCCACCCGUGGCCGCUUCAGACUGCGGGUGACAACCCUGCCCACCACCAGACCCCUCAAUCUUGGCCAUCGUGUGGCCGCCACCUCCACGCCAUCCAGGAAGCCCUGUACAGUGGCGCCUCUUGGAGUUCAAGGAGCCGAAGCUGAGUUGGGCUGAGUGGCCCAGGGCCCUCCCCACCCAGACUGUCUGGGCAGAAGACAGGGCCGGACCGCAGGCGAGGGCAGGGGUGGGCCACCGCCCGCUUCCUCCCUGAUUGGAGCCGGGCGGGGAGCCAGGAGCUUCCUUUGGUCCCCUGGCCCCCCCGACUCUCCCCAGGCCCCUGGUGGGCAUGGAUCAACCAGGAGAGGGGUCCUUGCCAGUUCUGAAUAAAGCAGGACCCACCCAGUUGCUGCCUGUUUUGCGUAACUAUGGGAGCUCAUAAUCACAACAUGGGAGGUGACUCCCAGGGCUCAGAACAAAUGUGGGGGUCUAGCUGAGCCCGUCCCAUGACUAUUCUAGCCUGGUAGCCCUCCAAGC
Molecule: messenger RNA, 2433 nt
Organism: Mirounga angustirostris (Northern elephant seal)
Lineage: Eukaryota; Metazoa; Chordata; Mammalia; Carnivora; Phocidae
Gene: KCNN1
Product: potassium calcium-activated channel subfamily N member 1
Exons: 9
Coding region: 74-1948 (624 amino acids)
Biological process (GO): potassium ion transmembrane transport
Cellular component (GO): neuron projection; neuronal cell body; plasma membrane
Molecular function (GO): calmodulin binding; small conductance calcium-activated potassium channel activity
Source: RefSeq, a predicted model, not a curated record